GGUAAAAAUGUUUUGUUUAAAUCUGUCAAGAUGAAAUUCAUAUUCAUCAUAAGGCGCUAGCUACUUUCUAUACCUUUCACACGGCCACGCAGAAUGCCACGCCGUUCCAACGCUAAUUCUGACGAAAGUCCAGUGACCAGACGUACUAGUGCUCGAAUUGCUGCUGCACAGGCAGCGUCCCCUGCCAAGUCUCCAACUAAAUCUCCCCGUCGUAAACGGCAGUCUACUGAACCAGCUAAAACGGUUUCUGAUGACACUGAGUCACAACAGUCACAAGUUAAGAGUGAGAGUAGUAUGGAGGAGCUGAAUGGUAUCGAUACUAGUUCUGUAAAGGAUACUGAGCUAACUCAUGAUCUAGCGGAAAUACCUCACAAAAAAACCAAGGUUGAUAAGAAGUCAGACGAUGUAGAUCAUUUGUGUUCCGAUCACGAGAAGACUGAAGUUGAGCUACUGAAGGAGAAUGACGCGGUUGUUAAUCAAACUCAAGAUUCAAAUACAACCUCCACUGACUUCGAAGUCGUCGAACACAGUUCAGUACCACCACCUGACAGUGCCGAGGUCCAAGCAGCCAUCUCGGCGCAAGGUGAUGACGGUCAGUUAUUGGUUGGAUUUGUUCAAGUGAAUAAGGACGAGUUACCGCCCUCUAAUAGUUUGGAAACAAAACAAGUUCCAGCCGCUUUGGAGUCAUGUAAUGAAACAGUGACAUGUGGCGCAGAAAGUGUCAAAAGGACGGAUCCUAAUGUAGAACCCUGUGUGAAUAACCUAAAUGGCAACUUUGGGUCCCAAGAGUCUAGCAAAGAUGAACCUUCAAAACCCAAUGGCACCGUACAUGUUGAAGCCCACCACAAAACUCCCGUUCCCAUUGAAGAACCAGUUAUCCAACCACUUGUUGCUCCGGUUACUGGAGAUAUUGUUCUCGAUGCUGUCCCCGAAGUGGUUUCUCAACAGUAAUUCAUCUUGAUUCCUCAUUUAUCAAAUAUUUGUCACUUCGCAAGCAUCAUAAACUGACUGAUUAGUUUUUCGUUGAAAAUACUGUUAAUUUGGCAGCCCGGUCGUUAAGAACUGGUUUUGUUUAAUUGUAUGUUCAUCUAUGGAUACAGAACUUUUAUAAAACUAACGAGUCAGUUAUAUUGACCCUCAUCCACUAAACUCUACACCACACGUUUCUAUCCAUUCCCCGUGUAGGUCACUGGUCCUUCAGUAUAAACAAUGUGUCUGAUAUUUAUACACCAGUUUUUCCGAUAUUUUGCUUCGUUUUGUUUGUUUCAUUCCUUCAUGUAAACGCUUACUUCAUGAAAUUCACAGUGUUGAUAUUCAUCAUAUAUUCAUAUACGCUUGCGAGAUUUUCUAUUCUACUCAUCAUUGUAUGUUCGUUUUUAACCUAUUUCCAUAGUUCCAUGUUUUAUAGUCACUAUGCAAUAGUUAUUGCGUUGCCUGUAUUAUCACACUCCAUUUGCAUUUGGUUGUUUAUAAAAAUUAAAAUUCAUGUUUAAUACUUGAUUAGUGUGUUUUUAAACCCGAUACAUUGUCCCAUUGUUUUAGUAUUUUUAAUUUGCUGCUCGCAAAUUUUGACUGCGAUAAGUUGCUUUAAAUUCUUAGUCUGUUUCAGUUUAUGAGUCAAAUUGCUACAAUUUAAAUGCUCUUAGUGUUUACCUUACUUUUUAGAACUUUCACACGUGUAUGUUCUUAGACCUCCUUAGUAGCUCGAUUAAUUUCUUUUAAAAAUAGAUAUCCUUUGCUACUUCAGUAAUAACUUAUUUGAUUGUGUGUUUUUAGUAAUAGUAUGCAUCAAAAUCAGAUAAGGCGUCAACGUACUUGCGAAAGUUAUAUCAAUC
Schistosoma margrebowiei is the source of this 1835-nucleotide messenger RNA. NCBI's taxonomy places the organism in Eukaryota, Metazoa, Platyhelminthes, Trematoda, Strigeidida, Schistosomatidae. The record is from the annotation of a GenBank genome assembly.